AUGAAGACACAGGUGACCCCGACCGUUACAGACCGCCAGUAUCGAAGGGAGACUCAGCUGGGUGUGGCAAAGAGUCAGUUCCAAGGGAAGCAAAUUAUAUCAAUGUCCUCCCGUCACAGACAGGAUAAAAAUGUAACUACAGUGAAUGAAAAGCGUGCCGCCUGGCUCUGCGGACAGCCGGGAGUGGGCAGGCAGGCCCCGGGUGCUCCCCUCGCCACCCGUUGGAGCAGCUACGAUCUGGAGGUCAGAAGCCUAAAUCAAAGUGUUGGCAAGACUGUGCUCCUUCUGGAGACUUCAUGGGGAGAAUCUGCUUCCUUGUCUUUUGCAGCCUCUACCAGCCACCUGCAUUCCCUGGCUCAUGGCCUUUUCCUCCAUCUUCAAAGUACAUCACUCCACCCUCUGCUCCGUUUGUCCCAUGUCCUCCUACUGCCUUUGACCUUCUCGUCUCCCUCUUAUGACAAGCCUGGUGAUCACAGUUUUCUCCAUGAGAAACACUCGGUGAUGAUGGAAAAUGGCACCCCACUGAAACAAGACACAGGGGAAUACCCAAAACACAAACACACACACACACACACACACACACACACGCGCCUCAAACAUCCACCCUCCGCUGCAGGUCACCAGAGCUGCUGGGAGCCACAUCAUCCACCCCGGGCACCACAGCUUCCCAUCAGCUUUCAGAGGAGCCCUUUUCCACCACUGAACAGCUCACAGGCUGAAGCCCUCCUGGAAGAUGCAAGGACUUUUUCAAGGGCAAACAUGUUAUGGAACUGACUUGUUGGAUCUGCCUUACAAAAACAAAUCCAAAAGGAGGAAACCUGAAGAAACCUACAGAACUAAUUUCUUAAAAUCUAUUGAUGAUGUUACAAUAACCGAGACAAGAAAACUUUAGGAACAAAAGAGCUGGGAUUUCUGGUACCUAGAAAAGAGCAGACCUCCUGAACAGGCAC
This is a messenger RNA of Suricata suricatta (meerkat), 950 nucleotides long. RefSeq lists its product as uncharacterized. The transcript is spliced from 6 exons. Lineage: Eukaryota; Metazoa; Chordata; Mammalia; Carnivora; Herpestidae. The record is from RefSeq and is a predicted model, not a curated record. The coding region runs from base 1 to 774 and encodes 257 amino acids.